This is a messenger RNA of Sphaeroforma arctica JP610, 2836 nucleotides long. RefSeq lists its product as hypothetical. The transcript has 3 exons. Gene Ontology annotation, biological process: RNA processing. The record is from RefSeq and is a predicted model, not a curated record. Lineage: Eukaryota; Ichthyosporea; Ichthyophonida. Bases 82 to 1737 code for a protein of 551 amino acids.
AAAUAUCAAGAAGUAUACCAUCGGAUUCACUCGUAUAGAGGCAAACUCUGUUUGUAUACGGGUCACAUUUAGUUAUACACUAUGGGUCGAAAGUCUGGAUCCACCAAAGGUGGCAAGAACAUCAAUCCCGCGGACGCGCACAGAAAAGCGCAGCGUAAGAGGGAACUGAAGAAGAACAAGAAGGUCAAGGAAUUGGUACGCGAGAGUGUGCUUAAAGGCAAAAAUGCAUACGAAAUGGCUAAACAUGGUGACAUACUCGAACGCCAGAUCAAGGCCGCCGAGGAGUCCGACAACAGUGGCAUGCUGUUAUCCUUGAAUGAGAAAAAACGCAAGAAUGACGAGUCCCUGCAGAGGGUUCUGGCGCGUAUGCUUGUAGACACUCCGGCAGAACAUGAGAAGUAUAUGAACUGGGCCGUGAGUGAAGACCGCAAGGAAAACGCCCGAAAUGCGAAGGUCAAUGAGAAUCUGGGGGAGCUAGAGCAGGAGCUGAUCAAGCGAUCACAGGGGGCAUAUGCACACGCCAAUGUUAGUGCAAACGCGCACACAGCCGUCAGGAGCGACAGUGACAGAGAUAGUGACAGCGAGGAUGGGCAUGGAGAUGAGAUGGAUGGAGACCGAUACACAUUCGAUGACGAUGUGGAGUCCAUAGCCCUGCCCGAUGAUCCCACCACUGGGCAAUCACCGACACACACACAGACACACAUACAAACACAUGGUAUCGCAGGCACUAGGGUACCCCCCGGAGGACCACCCCCGCCUCCCACACACCCACAUCCUAACCCACAGACACGCAUACUAUCACCAGGUGUCACACUACCUGGCCCCCCCCCAGGAGCGCCUGGAGGACCACCACCAGGGGUUAUGGGUAUGUUGGCGCCCGGUUCUAUUUAUAGAGGGCCUCCGCCCAGUAUGAUGGGACCCCCACCAAACAUGGGAGGCUCAGUAGGUAUGGGCGGUCCCAAAGGACCUCCCCCGGGUGCACCCCCAGGACCGCCUAGGGGACCGCCCCCGGGACCGCCUAGGGGACCGCCCCCGGGACCGCCUAGGGGACCGCCCCCGGGACCGCCUAGGGGACCGCCCCCGGGACCUCCUGGUAGCAUGUUAGUAAGGCCAGGCCCACCUGGUCUAAACAGACCCGGUCCGCCUAUGAUACCACGACCAUCCCCAGGGCUACCUACACACACACAGGCUCAAAGUGACGCACAAUUGGAAGCCCAGGCGCAAGCUCAGGCGCAGACGUCACGAGCACCGACAAGUGAAAAGGAAAAGGAAGACGAGACGAAAGCUGAGGUGGGCGAGGGAGAAGGUGAGCAGGCGGAGACUGAGACCAAACCAAAGAGUGCGACAAUUAGUGCGGCACCACAAGUGCGAAAUUUCAAGGCUGAGAACAUUCAGAUGAUCCCCAGUUCUUUGAGGAUACGGAGACAAGCCCUGGCCGCUGGAGCCAAGAAAUCCGGUGCCAAACCCAUGGCGCAGGUGCCGCGAUCAGUGAUCCACAAGAAGGUGGCCACCACCUCACGGCCAGUUGGCAAACCCGCAAUUCGUAGGCCUAUUGUGAAUGCCGCCCCAACCGCAGGGCAGUACAAACCAGGCAUAAGAACAGGACUACCAGGCAAAGGCUUGGGCGCUGGGGCUAGAAGCCAACAGACGUUAAGUACGGCUGAGAAUAAGACUGAGGUGCAGGAUAAAGACGACGCGUAUAGUUCGUUCAUGGCCGAGAUGCAAGGGUUACUGUAGUCCUGUAGUCGUGUGGGUGCGCUAGAAAGGUCAUUAUAGAAUUCUGCUGAAGAUUCGGUUUGGCUAUGACGAAGAUUCGGUUUGGCUAUGACGAAGAUUCAGCUUUUGUGGGUGGAAAAGACGGGUUGAGAGAGCCACUACCUGCGUACGUUCUUCCGUUUGAAGCGUACGUUCCAGAUAAGCGGAAAAUUAUAGGGCAACUGGAGUAUGAUUGAGGGCUUAUUGAAUGCCAUGGUUCGAAUGGCCUGACUUUCCAAUUUAGGAUUGUUAACGUAUAUCAAACGCAGGAGCCAGUGUCUGUGGCACAUUUGUUAUAGACCCCUGCCACUUCAAAGUUGACAUGUCACACCUCCCUUAAAGUUGUGAGGGUUGCUUGCUCCUUCUCCACAGUUGCCUGGCUUUCGCGCCUGGGAAUGGGAUAGAUAGCCCACCUGGUAGGGCCAAUCCAAUGAUACGUAAAAAGCACUCUUGCUGCUGAGUGUGUUAAGGACAAUGGUAUACAUCUCGAAGUGACGGAGGUGAUUUAAUGUCUCGUCUAUGGCGUCUACUUCGCCUGCCGCCAAACAGAUGGGGGUUUCUCGAUACCAUAGUCGUGGCGGUUGUAGUAUUGUAUAUUAAUCGAGCUCGCUACUAGUAGCAUGGCUGAGUGCCAACGGUGCGUUAUGUGAAGCUGUGAAACAAGUGAGCGUAACAGCGCUGACAGUGGCGCAUGCACGCCUGCAGGAAGUUACAGUCGCCAAAGGCUUUAACAUCCAUUUUGUAAAUGAGUUAUUCGAAAUAUAUCUAGCUCUAACAUAGUCGGACUAUGCAUCCUUGGUAGAGAGGGUUGCUGCUGAGACGUGAAUUGUCAUUAUGUUGAAUGUUAUAAGCCGCUCAAAAACCAUGUCGUCACUAUAAUUGGUUCUCGUUUCUGAACGUCAAGAUCACAGACCACAAAAUCAAGUACGUAAAUGAAAAUGUCAUUGCAUAUACUUUUAUAGGGUGCGAAGGUUGCCCCGCAUAUAUUGAGAUGAAUAUGCACCUGAUGUUGAACGCAUAGCACACGAUUCUAUGUGGGACUAUGACGAUGUUUGCAUGCGGUCAAGGAGUUGAACUCUCC